AUCAUGUUAAUACCAUGGCGGCAAUGUUAAUAAGAAUGUUUGUUAAACGAAGUGUUACCAAAAGUGUGUUGUGUGAUACCAUCGUCAAUAAUCGAGCAGCAAAAUUGAAUGUCACUUUACUCGAUUUGACGUGCAUACAAUGCAGUUGUUACCACAGUACAUCUUAUCUUUUGAAGAAAAAAAAGUCUGUAGAAGAAAAAAAAAAAUUAAAAAAGUUACAAGAACUGGCUUAUCUGAAUCCAAAGCAAAAGAAAAUUGUGCCAGUUAUCGAUGUCUGGAGAAACAUGACUGUAAAAGACUUGGCAGCUUCAGCUGGACGUCCUAUAGAUGACAUUUUGGAUGCUCUUUUCUUUGUUGACAACGAAACUGCCUAUGAUGGUGAUUCCAUCUUUGAGGAUCCACAAAUGGUAUAUGAAACUGUUAAAAAAUUAGGUGCUAAAUAUAAAGUUAUUUCACCUCCAUCAAAGUCAAAUAAAGAUGAUGACAAGGAAAAUAGGGAUGCUGUUAGACGACCUCCACCAGACUCUUCAGUUCUCGUUAGGAGACGUCCUAUUGUUACAAUUAUGGGUCAUGUUGAUCAUGGCAAAACUACACUGCUGGACUCUUUGAGGCACAGCGCGGUAGUAGAGUCAGAAUUUGGUGGAAUUACUCAGCACAUAGGAGCAUUUAAUGUUACGCUAAAUUCGGGUGAAAAAAUUACUUUUUUGGAUACUCCUGGACAUGCUGCAUUUAGCACGAUGAGAGCCAGGGGAGCUACUGUAACAGACAUAGUUAUUCUUGUUGUUGCUGCUGAUGAUGGAGUUAUGGAACAAACUAUUCAAAGCAUACAGAUGGCCAAAGAAGCUAACGUUCCAAUCAUAGUUGCGAUAAAUAAAGUUGACAAGCCAAAUGUUGACAUAAAAAGAACUCUUCAAGGAUUAGCUGAACAAAGUGUUUUUGUUGAGGCUCUUGGCGGCGACGUCCAAAGUGUUCAUAUAUCUGCCUUGAAAGGAACUAAUCUGGAUCAAUUGAUGGAAGCAGUAAUUGCACAGGCAGAAAUAAUGAAUUUGCAAGGUGACCCGACAGGACUAGUCGAAGGCGUCGUUAUUGAAUCGACGAACGAUACAGGACGAGGCAAACUUUCGACAGCGUUGAUUCAGCGCGGUACUUUGAGAAAAGGCGAUGUGCUGGUCAGUGGAUUGGCAUGGGCCAAGGUGAGGGCAAUGUUCGAUCACGCUGGUGUAAUUGUUUCCGAGGCUGGACUCUCGGAUGCCGUCCAAAUAAUUGGCUGGCGCGAUUUGCCGGUCGCCGGGGAGGAGAUUUUGGAAGUCGAGAACGAAAAACAAGCCCACAUGGUGAUGAAAUUUCGACAGAACAAGUUGGGCGAGAAAAAGUCCAUCGAGCAAAAAAUAGUCGCGGACGAAAAGAAUAAACAGCAUCGCAUUGAGUAUGAAAAAAUAGUACUGAAGAAGCGAGCACUAGGCAUAAGGAGACUCAAGCGGGAAGGUCCAAGACAAAAAGAAAAAGUUGCAGACGAUUUUCCACAGGUAAGCUUGAUCCUUAAAGGCGAUGUAGGAGGAUCCGUUGAAGCUAUAAUGGAUGUUCUUGACACUUAUGGUAGCGAAAACACGUGUCGUGUGUCGGUUGUUCAUUAUGGCGUUGGUCCAGUUACUGAGACUGAUGUAGAAAUGGCUGAGGCAUUUAAUGCCAUUAUUUACUGUUUUAAUACAACUGUACCUCGUAAUCUAUCGCAUAGAGCCUCAAAGAAUAAGAUUUCGAUUCGUGAGCAUAACGUGAUAUACAAAUUAAUCGAUGAUUUAAAAGAUGAAAUCAACAAAAGACUUCCAAUGGUCGAAGUUGAGGAAGUGAUUGGUGAAGCAAAAGUUUUGCAAGAAUUCGAGAUCAACGUGAAACGAAAAAAAGUAAAAGUUGCCGGUUGUCAUUGUACAAGUGGUUAUCUAAAGAAAGACGAACUGUUUAAAGUGGAAAGAGACGGCGAAGUCAUUUACACGGGAAAAGCGACCGAAAUGAGGCAUCAUAAGGAGGAAGUCGAAAAGGUAAAGGUCAACACAGAGUGUGGAUUAAAGCUGGAAAAGGUCGAAGGUGGCUUCAAGCCAGAUGACAAGAUCAUUUGUUACAAACUUGUUGAGAAAAGUCAAGAGAUUGACUGGGAUCCUGGUUUUUAGUCAAUUUUUUACCGAAUGGAUAAUUUUUUACGAUUCAUAUAUUUGAGUACUGUAAAUAAACAUAGAUAGAAAUUUGUAAACAAUUUUUUUAUUUUCCGAAAAUCUGUUAAAU
Messenger RNA from Copidosoma floridanum, 2277 nucleotides. It is a transcript of the gene mIF2, whose product is annotated as mitochondrial translation initiation factor 2. The record is from RefSeq and is a predicted model, not a curated record. Lineage: Eukaryota; Metazoa; Arthropoda; Insecta; Hymenoptera; Encyrtidae. Gene Ontology annotation, biological process: translational initiation. Gene Ontology annotation, molecular function: GTPase activity; GTP binding; translation initiation factor activity. Gene Ontology annotation, cellular component: cytoplasm.